CGCGUGUUGUCUCGAAAAGACGAAGGGCCGGUGGGCUCGAGGACCUUGACAGGCCGUGUCAGGCCAUGUCAGCGGUGACGCCCAGUAACAACCGGCUGUUGACCGGUCAGAAGACGCCCGGCACAGCUAAUGGCAAGGCGAGGCUCAUCAAGUCACGCUCCAAUUCGCCUGCAGCUGGUCUGUUAGCGCACAGCUACAAUAGUAACAUCGCCGGCCUGAAUGACCCGCUCUUCCUGCCAGUGGCUUCAUCGUCUCGUGCGCAUGCAUUCAGCGGCACGACGAGCAGGAGUCGGAGUGGCUCGCCUGUCAAGACACCGCGCAACAAUGAUCGCAUCUUAUCCUCUGCCCACUCCGCAUCUCGUCCGGCGAAUGCAGGACAACGAUCUGCCGCAAAGAUCGGACGUACAGCGGCUACAGAGACAGUGACUAAUGCGGGCUUGGGAAAGACCGACAUCGCCAACCGUCACUGGGAUCAGCCGGGCGCGGCGUCUUUGGUCAAGGACUCGCAGCAUAGCGUCAAGAAGAAAAAGUCUCUGACGGGACAGUACGAUCGCUUUAUCCCACAGCGCGAGAAUAGCACAGGCGGAUCCUCAAACGCAUCAGGUAGUACGAGCGACUUGCUCAGCGACAGAUUUGACCGCAUGCAACUCAGCACGGCCGCUCAGGCUAGGCCAGAUUCGUCUGGUCGCCACAGUACACCCGGUCAGCCUUCCAGAGAUGAGCUAUCGGCGUGUCUGGGCAUAGAGCCCUCAAAACGCAUGCUCUCUUUUGGCAGCAGGCCCGCGAGCCUUCACGGCGGCUCGUCAUCAGAGUCCGACACGGGCGUCUUGCGUAAUGACAUGACAGACUUACUUGCCACAGCGUCUCGGCAGCAAUCGUCCAGCGCCGUGCAAGGGCGAGAGAGCAGCGGCCGUGCUGCACUGCGACGCAUCCCCGACAAAGCCUACAAAGUCCUUGAUGCACCAGGGCUCGUAGAUGAUUACUACCUGAACCUGAUGGACUGGUCGUCGACCCAGCUACUCGCCAUCGGACUAGGUCAGACAGUCUAUCUCUGGAGUGCUCGAGACGGCUCAGUGAGGGCACUCUGUUCGCUUGCUGAUCAACCUUCGCCUCCUCUGCCCUCCGAAUCUGACGAAGAGGCGGAAGAAUACGUGAGCUCACUCAAGUUCUCAGAAGACGGAGCCUAUCUUGGCGUGAGUUCGUCCAGAGGACCCAUUGCUAUCUACGACGUCGCUGCAUCGAGACGAAUACGCACCAUGCAGGCUCACACUUCUCGCGUCAACUGUCUUUCGUGGUCGGGUGGUAUACUCUCGAGUGGCGCAAAGGCCGGCAAGAUCUACAAUUCGGACGUGCGCAUAGCACAACACAAGGUCGCAGAGUGGGGAACAGGCCAUCGCUCAGAAGUAUGCGGUCUGGCCUGGCGACCCGAAUCUGCCGACUCGCUUUCGCAGGGGGCGCAGGGCUUAUUGGCCUCUGGCGGCAACGACAACAUCGUCCAUGUUUGGGACGGUCGCAACACAAGCGCGCCGCGGAUGACUAAGACCGAUCACGUUGCUGCCGUCAAGGCAAUCGCAUGGUCACCCUGGCAGUCCAACCUCCUUGCGACGGGCGGAGGCACAUCCGACAAGACCAUCCACUUCUGGAAUUGCACUACGAGCACUAGACUGAGUACGGUGCAAACGCAUGCGCAAGUGACUUCCAUUGUCUUCAAUCCUCAUGCCAGAGAAUUGCUCUCAUCACACGGUGCCGCACGAGGUUCACCCGAGAACAGUCUCACGAUCUGGUCAUAUACUAGCUUGAGCAAGCUUGCGAGCAUCGACGAGGCACACGAUACACGUGUGCUACAUACUGCGCUCAGUCCUGACGGCUGCUCACUAGCGACUGCGAGCGCUGACGAGAGCCUCAAGGUAUAUAUUGGCAUACAUAGAUUGGGCUUCUGCUGAUGUUGCGUGAGCAGUUAUGGCAAGUCUUUGACAGUCGAGUUGGCCAGAGUGGCAGACGCUCCGAUAGCGUUGAUGCGCGAGCUGCGACAGAUCGCGCAAUCAGUCGCGGCAAUAAGACUGCCAGCAUCUCGAUCCGCUGAACGUCACUUUGUUGUGCUCUCUGCUCGAUCGAGGUAGAGCCUAACGAGGCGGAUUGCAGAACGCGCGUCCUCCAGAGAGUCGUGUCCGGCACCGGAGUCGUCCUGGAUGAAUUGCUG
Molecule: messenger RNA, 2200 nt
Organism: Mixia osmundae IAM 14324
Lineage: Eukaryota; Fungi; Basidiomycota; Mixiomycetes; Mixiales; Mixiaceae
Exons: 2
Coding region: 66-1943 (625 amino acids)
Biological process (GO): positive regulation of anaphase-promoting complex-dependent catabolic process; anaphase-promoting complex-dependent catabolic process; positive regulation of ubiquitin protein ligase activity
Cellular component (GO): anaphase-promoting complex
Molecular function (GO): anaphase-promoting complex binding; protein binding; ubiquitin ligase activator activity
Source: RefSeq, a predicted model, not a curated record